Messenger RNA from Lineus longissimus, 4492 nucleotides. RefSeq names its product synaptic vesicle 2-related protein-like. The coding region runs from base 340 to 1935 and encodes 531 amino acids. Gene Ontology annotation, cellular component: membrane. Gene Ontology annotation, molecular function: transmembrane transporter activity. Gene Ontology annotation, biological process: transmembrane transport. The record is from RefSeq and is a predicted model, not a curated record. NCBI's taxonomy places the organism in Eukaryota, Metazoa, Nemertea, Pilidiophora, Heteronemertea, Lineidae. The transcript has 15 exons.
UAAAAUGUCAAGCCAAAUGGUUAGAGAAUCUCAAAUUAUGCCUUGAUAUCUCUCCCGAUUUUCAAUAUUUUUUGAUAGAUCUGUGUCCAGCGGAUAAAGAAAGUAAUGAAGAUCUGAUAAAAGUAGUUGUGAGAGACUGAAAGAAUUGCCAGGCUGUUUGUGCAGUGGUUUUGUAAACCUGUGGCUGUGUCCCACUUCAAAUCUGACUGAUGAAGAAAGUGUUGUCUUCUCCGGCUAGCAUAGCAUGAUAGUGUAUUGAUCAGUUCCCAUGCUUGUAAGCUAACAGCUGUUGGAUCGUUUCUUUUGGUCAAACCGUUUCGGAGAGUUUGUAACGUCAAAAUGUUGAAUCGACUGGUGAAGUUUCGACGUGGGCAAGGGGAUAGCUACGAAGAUUUGAAGGGUGCAGAUGUUUCACCAACGACAGAGUCUGGAGCCAGUGCCAGUGGUGGUGUGGAAAUCAAUCCUGAUUUACAACAUCCCCAGAUUGGUGACGGGAAAGGUUUUUCAGAAGAGGUAUUUACAGUUGACCAAGCUGUCGACAGGAUUGGAUUUGGAAUAUUUCAAGUCAAACUUUCUUUUCUGACUGGGCUGUCAUGGAUGGCGGAUGCCAUGGAGAUGAUGAUCCUCAGUAUCUUGUCCCCAGCGCUCCACUGCGCCUGGAGGCUGGAGGGAUGGAAACAAGCAUUGACAACGACCGUUGUCUUUUGUGGAAUGAUGUUGAGUUCCAGCAUAUGGGGAAGCAUUUGCGACAAGUUUGGCAGACGAACUGCUCUUCUUCUGUGUUCACUGUUUACGUUCUACUACGGAAUCUUGAGCGCCCUCUCACCAAUAUUCAUCUGGUUGCUGAUUCUUCGUGGUCUAGUUGGCUUUGGCAUAGGUGGUGCACCUCAAUCGGUUACCCUGUAUGCUGAAUUCUUGCCAUCAUCAGUUCGGGCUAAGUGUGUAGUUCUGAUAGAGCUGUUUUGGGCUAUUGGUGCAUGUUUUGAGACGAUCCUGGCUCUAGUGGUGAUGCCUACUCUAGGAUGGAGGUGGCUUUUAGGACUAUCUUCUCUACCCCUACUCAUAUUUGCUAUUUUCUGCGUUUGGUUACCAGAGAGCGCCCGCUAUGACAUGACACGAGGAAACACAGAGAAAGCUUAUGCUACGUUGCAAAGAAUAGCUAAGGAAAACAAUAAACCCAUGCCAACUGGUAGAUUAGUACACUCAACCACUAAUAUCAAACAGACUCAGGUAAAACGAGGACAGAUCAAAGACCUUUUUACUCCAGAGUUUAGAAGAACAACUUUUUUGCUGUGGUUCAUUUGGCUAGCCUGUGCGUUUUCCUAUUAUGGUAUAGUCCUAAUGACAACAGAAUUGUUUGAAGUUGGAGAUAGUUGCCAUGGUGGGACGGGAGCUGGUGAGACAGGGGAGCCGAUAUGUCCGGCUGAGUGUAAGAUGCUUACAACGAAAGAUUAUACUGAUUUACUAUGGACUUCUAUUGCGGAGUUUCCAGGACUGUUUAUCACAGCAGCUGUGAUUGAGAGAUUAGGACGAAAGAAGACCAUGGCUAUGGAGUUUGUUGUCUUCUCUUUCUUUACCCUUCUAGUUAAUAUGUGCACAUCAAGGGCACUCCUCACUUUUUUCCUGUUUGUUGCUAGAGCAUUUAUAUCCGGGGCAUUCCAAGCAGCCUAUGUGUACACACCAGAGGUGUAUCCAACGAGCACUAGGGCAAUCGGUCUUGGCUCUUGUAGCGGCAUGGCCAGGAUAGGAGCUAUCGUUACUCCUUUCGUAGCACAAGUCAUGUUGCGCCGGUCGGUUUAUCUCUCAAUCAGUAUAUAUGGAACUCUGACUCUGUUAGCUGCUGUUGCCGCACUCUUCUUACCUAUUGAGACCAAGGGACGAGAAAUGGUGGAUAUUUCUGCAACAGCUACCAAGGAACAACUAGAAAGAAAGUAAUAACAUAAUCAAGAUGCAGAGGCCAUUUGAUACGAGAUAAUACAGGACAUCAUGAUUAAGAUCUUUUUGAUCGAAGCCAGUCAAUUGACAAUUCUACUUAAUAUCAUUGCCAGCGAAAGACACCCUUUUUUGGGAAAAACCAUUGAAUUUGACAAGGAAAGUUCCCUUGCAAAGAUAAUUUGUAAAAUUGACCCUAAAAGCCCAUGUAUUUUUUUGAAACGACCCCCUUCUCUGGAAAUCUUGGUGAUGCCUAUGAAUUCUAUAUAAUCCUAGAAAUAAAAUGUCAUUCAAUCAUUUACCCAAGAACUGCACUUAAUACUGGGUACAUGAUAUACUUAAAAAAACCACAGUAGCCACAGCAGGCAAGUUGAUGCUGUUCUAUAUUUAUAAAAACCAGCGAGAUUAAAUUUUACACUGAUGUUAAGUGCCUGGUGUGUUACCUUAAAGCGCUACGCAAACAAGUGAUUUGAAUUGCUGCUAUAUGCAACUAAAAGAUCCCUUGUCUGCUGGUAAAGCAGGUCAUCGCUGGGUUUGAUAUUGAUUGCACGUUGUUGCAAUGACCACCACGAACAAUUAUUGUCGCAUUCAAUUUAAAUCGCAGGUAGCAAAUUGCUUGUUUGCGGGAUGUGAAACAUACAAAACAGGCCUUAUAUACAUGUAAUUGAACUCAAAGGAGGCGUACAUCAAAACUUGACAGAUAGUCUUCAAAGGACUGUUUAUAUAAAGAUGGCUGUGGUCAAAACUUUCUGAAGAAUCUCCAAACAACAUUUAUAUGUAUUUGCUUUUUGUUGCUCUAGGAAUUAGUAACAUGUUUUACACAGCUGUAUCUUGCUAAAAAUAGAAUUUCACAUCAUUGGUCUCUUAGAUUAGAAAUGUGUUCAUGUAUCUUCCUUUAAUUGCAUUCCUAGCAUUGUUUUUUUUAAUUCUGCCAUAUUUUAAAGCUGGUAUUGGACUCUAUUUACUAUAGUCAGCAGUGUAUGACCACUGCUGUUAUGAUUAUAUGAUGACUUAAAGGAUUCCACACUUUUCAAAGCCAGGAAAUCUUCAUUGAAUAAUUGCUGUCUUUGAUCUGAUUAGUUCUUUUGCUGUUAAUGGUUGUGAUUAUCAAGCACCAGUAUAUUGGUUUCAGAUAGGUCAUAGGAGAUACAUUUGAGGCAGCUUUUCAUUCCAUGUCAGCUUGACUAGUUUGAUCAUCUCUGGAGGUGAAAUAAUGAUAAUACAUGUAGUUUGUCUCUGUACUCUCCAAGGAAUACACCAACGGUUUUACUUAUUUAUUAUCAAAAUUAUAUACAUGUGAAUUGCACUCCAAAGAAGGUUUUAGCCUCUGUUGGAAUAUUCCAUCAAUGAGUUGAUUUAGCAAGAAAGAGCAUUUAGAAAUUAAUUUGUUUAAAGGCCUACUCCACUUGAAAAGUGCACUAGGAUUUGAAUAUUUCUGGCCUUUAAUCAUUGCCCCAUCAUCUGGUCAGUUCUCAUAUAAAGCAUAAUGUAUAAAGUGUAUAUUUGAAUUGUAUCUAUGUCCAAUGCCUUGUUUCCCCCAAAAGUGAGUCACCUUACCAAUGCAUUAUUGCUUCGUAUUGAUGUAUAAAGCAGUUGUAUGUUGGAAUUAGGUUAGGAUGAAAUACGGAAGAACCUCUCUAUUAAGGGCACCCUCGGGACUGACAAGUGCUGUGCUUAAUAGAGAGGUGUCCUGAUUAGAGAGGUCAAUUUGAAUGGAAAAAACAAACAGUUUGGGGCCAAAACUAGUGUCCUUAAUAGAGAAGGUGUCCUUAAUGGAGAGGUGUCUGUAAGGGAGGUUCCACUGUAGGUCUCUCAUAAAUGAUGUUUGUAAUUGUAAAUGAACAGUAGUAGUAGUGUUGAGAAUAUGUGAAGUGAUUUUGUGUGGCAUGUUCGUGUUAGUUUUAGUAGAGAAGAUGUGACUGGAGUGUUAAUCUGCUCUUCCUAUAGCCCAGCUGGACAUGUAACACUAUAACAAGCACUCCAUUGUCCACAGUGUGUACUCAGCUUAAAACACAGAUUUUGUAAUGUUAUUUGUUUUUGUUUGAAAAUUGGAGUCAAUUGUGAAGAUUUCAUUGAAAAAUGUAAAAGCUGGUAACCCUGGCUGUGAAAUUAUGAGGUACAUAAGUGUGAUAUAUUGGAUGUGUUACGUAGUUGAGUACUUAUAUUGUUUAGUAUUUCUGAUAGUUUAAAGGCCUAAAAUUAGCUAGGUUAUGUCAGUGAUUCACAUGGAACCGGUUCUAAACCAGGUAGUUUAAGGUCCCUGUAACAGCAAGAUUGUCUAACCAGUGCCAAACCAGGUAGUUAAACAGUCCUUGAACAGCAAGAUGAAGUACUUUUGAUACAGAAAAAUGGAGCACAGGGUUUGAAUAUCAGUUGUGCUGUCUUGCAUAAUGAAAUAAUGAAUGUGCACACACCACACAUUUUGAAAUGAAUAAUCGGACCAGAGAUUAAUAUUGUAUUACACUGUUAUGUAUAUUUUGUGACUUUAAUUUGAAUGAUAGAAAUUGUAAAAAAAUAUUGGUUAUGUGAUAUACUUAAUGUUGAAUAAAAUGAAAGUAUU